AGCGCUAUAUAAGCCCAUCCUGUGCCCUAUCCAUUCCAUCCCUUGGCUCCUGUGUCCAUCAACCUAGUUAAGACAGGCAGUGGCCGUGGUUCAGUUUCGGGUUAAGGAGCAAUGGCACCGUCUCGCCGUAUGGCCGCACCCGCCCUCUUCUUCCUUCUCCUCCUCGUCGCAACAGAGAUGGGGACGGCGAGGGUCGUCGCGGAGGAGAGGCACUGCCUGUCGCAGAGCCACAGGUUCAAGGGCCUGUGCGUGAGCAGCAGCAACUGCGCCAACGUGUGCAUGACGGAGAACUUCCCCGGCGGCGAGUGCAAGAUUCAGGGCGGCACGCGCAAGUGCUUCUGCAAGGUGGUCUGCUAG
Phragmites australis (common reed) is the source of this 357-nucleotide messenger RNA. Its product is annotated as defensin-like protein CAL1. NCBI's taxonomy places the organism in Eukaryota, Viridiplantae, Streptophyta, Magnoliopsida, Poales, Poaceae. The transcript is spliced from 2 exons. The record is from RefSeq and is a predicted model, not a curated record. Gene Ontology annotation, biological process: defense response. The coding region runs from base 112 to 357 and encodes 81 amino acids.